CUCCAGCUGUAGUCGUCGAAGGUGCCAACACUCCGGGCUUAGAAGACGCCCACUCUUCACCCAAGACCCAGCAAGACAUCUACGACGCAGCCCAGGACAUGUGGGCAAAGGCACUGGCACUGAACACCUUGGCACCCGAAUACCAGGGCCAGAACAACACAGAAGUCACGGCACAGGUGGGAGGUGAAGCGACUUUCAGCUGCUACACCUAUCACCUGUCUGACGAUAUGGUCACCUGGCUGAAACGCGAAGACGAUCAGCUGCUCACAGUGGGUCAGCAAGUCUACGUUGCCGAGAAACGUUUUUCUGCCGUCCACUCCGACCACACAGAGGUAUCGAAAAGGCUUGAACAAUUGAAUGCCAUUUAUGAUUCCUUUGCUUGGGUACGCGAGGACAACUUGUGCGCAAGUGUAGCCAAUAAUGAAAUUCCAUAUAUUUUGUCAUAA
Molecule: messenger RNA, 446 nt
Organism: Penaeus vannamei (Pacific white shrimp)
Lineage: Eukaryota; Metazoa; Arthropoda; Malacostraca; Decapoda; Penaeidae
Source: RefSeq, a predicted model, not a curated record